CUUGCUUGUGACAUUUUUUCUCGCGAAAAACACGAGAGGUACGGGGGUUUAUUCUAGAGAAUCUAAAUUUAAAUCUUGUUUUUGAUUUUUUUAUAGGUGUCAUUGAUUUUUCUAUUGAUUUAAAUACUUCUUUGCAAUAUAUACGUUGGAACUAUAGAGCAACGGACUGGAACAGGUAGUACAAGUGAUAGAUAGAUCAGCCAAGGCUUUUUUCUCCCGUUUUUUUUCGACAUUUCUGUGGACAAAAUCAGUUUUGAAAGAUUAUCAUGUCAUCUUCCAAUGGCGGAUCUUAUUGGAGUGACGAUAACAAUUCGUUCGAUGAUCUAGAUACCUCUCUUGAUAAAGCAUUGAAUAGUGCUUCCAAUAACCUCCUCAAUCAUAAUGGCAGUAACCGAGGAUCCCGGCAUGCAUCGCAGAGUUCGAUAUCUCAAGGAAUACCUUUAAACAACUUGACUGGAUAUAAUGACGAUGUGGAUUAUAGUCGGAACGACGACUCAUUUGACGGAUCAUCGCCAUUGAUCGGUAAUGUGCGCUCAAGCACCAGCAUUCCAUAUUCAAAUCAUAAUCGUUCAAUUUCGUCGUCGACUUCGUCUUUGAAUAUAGCUACAAGAUCAAUAACUUCGAGAUCAAAGCGGUUUAUUAAGAAAUCGAUUAAUCUAUUCAAAUUAGCAAAGCAAGAGUUGAGUCAGGAAAGACUAAGGAUAACUUUGAAUGAAAACGAUCAAGAAAAUGGUGUUAAUUCGAGGUUAUCAGACGAGCGGUAUAUAUCACCAAGAAAUACUUCACAAACUUAUCCAUCCAAUGCUAUAUCAAAUGCAAAAUAUAAUCCAAUUACCUUCAUUCCAAUUAUUCUUUAUGAGCAAUUCAAAUUCUUUUUUAAUUUAUAUUUCUUAUUGGUUGCAUUAUCUCAAAUCAUUCCUCAAUUGAGAAUAGGUUAUUUAUCUUCCUAUAUUGUGCCUUUGGCCUUUGUAUUGACUGUGACCAUGCUAAAAGAAGCUGGGGAUGACAUAGCAAGACGUCGUCGUGAUAAGGAUCAAAACAAUGAGUUAUAUGAGGUUUUAAACCGUUCAGCAUCGUUAUCACAAGAUUCAAAACUUAUUGCAUCUCAAAAUUUGAAAGUUGGGGAUCUUGUUCGAUUACAUAAAGGUACAAGAGUUCCUGCCGAUAUGAUUUUAAUUCAAUCUUCGGAUGUGAAUGGGGAGUCAUUUAUUAAAACUGAUCAAUUAGAUGGUGAAACUGAUUGGAAAUUAAGAAUUGCACAAAAUGUUACUCAAUCAAUAACCAGCAUAACCCAAAUGAUUCAUAACAUAUCUUUAAUCAUUGGUACUCCAACAAAAUCAAUUCAUAAUUUUAGUGGUAAGUUAAUUUAUCAUCAACAAAAUGGAUCAAAUGAAACAUUUCCCUUAACUGUUGAUCAAACCUUAUGGGCGAAUACUGUUUUAGCUUCAGGAACUGCAAUUGGUAUCGUAAUUUAUACUGGGGUUGAAACUAGACAACUGUUGAAUACUACUAAAUCAGGAGUUAAAAUUGGAUUACUUGAACUCGAAAUUAAUAAAAUUUCCAAGAUCUUAUGUAUUGUGGUAUUUUUAUUAUCAGUAGGAUUGGUUUUCGCUAAUGGGUUCCCAUUAAAGUCAACAUGGUAUAUUGAUAUUUUGAGAUUUUUAAUUUUAUUUUCCACUAUCAUUCCAGUUUCUUUAAGAGUCAAUUUAGAUUUAGCUAAAUCCGUUUAUGCAUCUCAUAUUCAUAAGGAUACUGAAAUUCCAGAAACAAUAGUCAGAACCUCUACUAUACCUGAAGAUUUAGGUAGAAUUGAAUAUUUAUUAAGUGAUAAAACAGGAACUUUAACUCAAAAUGAUAUGGAGAUGAAAAAAUUACAUUUAGGAUCAGUUAGUUAUGCCGGAGAUACAAUUGAUAUGGUCAGUGAUUAUAUCAAAAAUAUGUUUAAUCUUGAUAAUUCCACUAGCUUUAAGAAAAAAGAUUUAAGCUCUAAAGUUUGUGAUUUAGUACUUACUUUAGCAUUAUGUCAUAAUGUUACUCCAACAGAAGAUGAAGACGGCUUAGUUACAUAUCAAGCAGCUUCACCCGAUGAAAUUGCUAUUGUUAAAUUCACUGAAUUAGUUGGAUUAAAAUUAUUUAAAAGAGAUCGUCAUUCAAUAACCUUAUUACAUUUAUACAGCGGGAGAGAAUUAAACUAUGAAAUAUGUUAUAAUUUCCCAUUCAAUAGUGAUACUAAAAGAAUGGGGAUCAUCGUGAAAGAUUUAAAUUUCAAUGAAAAUGAGAUUUGGUUUAUGGAAAAGGGAGCAGAUACAGUUAUGGGAGCCAUUGUGAAUAGUAAUGAUUGGCUUGAUGAAGAAACUGGUAAUAUGGCACGAGAAGGAUUAAGAACAUUAGUUAUUGGGAGGAAGAAAUUAAAUAUUAAUUUAUACCAAGAGUUUGUUAAUAAUUACCAAGAAGCAUCGAUUACCAUGUAUAAUAGAGAAUCCUCGAUGCAAAGAGUAAUUGGCCACUAUUUAGAAACCGGGGUCGAAUUAUUAGGAUUAACCGGGGUUGAAGAUAAGUUACAAAAAGAUGUUAAGACCUCGAUUGAAUUAUUAAGAAAUGCUGGGAUUAAGAUAUGGAUGUUAACGGGAGAUAAGGUUGAAACUGCGAAAUGUGUUUCUAUAAGUGCUCGAUUAAUUAGCAGAGGACAAUAUGUGCAUCAAAUAAUCAAGGUUAACCAUCCCGAUUAUGCGCUUAAUCAAUUAGAAUUUUUGAAAAAUAAUAAUUUGAAUAAUACUUGUUUAUUAAUUGAUGGAGAAUCGUUAGGAAUUUAUAUGAAAUACUAUAAGCAAGAAUUUUUUGAAUUAGCCAUUAAAUUACCGGCGGUGAUUGCAUGUCGUUGUACUCCUCAACAAAAGGCCGAUGUUGCCAUUAUUAUACGAGAAAUUACUGGUAAACGAGUAUGUUGUAUUGGUGACGGAGGUAACGAUGUGAGUAUGAUUCAAUGUGCUGAUGUUGGUGUUGGUAUAGUUGGUAAAGAAGGAAAACAAGCAUCAUUAUCGGCCGAUUUUAGUAUCAAUCAAUUUUGCUAUUUGCUGAAAUUAUUAUUAUGGCAUGGAAGAAAUUCAUAUAAGAGAAGUGCCAAAUUAGGACAGUUUGUUAUUCAUCGAGGAUUAUUAAUUUCUGCAGCACAAGCGGUGUAUUCAAUUCUGUCAUCCUUUGAGCCAUUGGCAUUAUACCAAGGAUGGUUGAUGGUGGGGUAUUCCACGGUGUACACCAUGGCCCCGGUCUUUUCAUUAACCUUGGACUGUGACAUUGAUGAAAGAUUGACCAAACUAUAUCCCGAACUAUAUAAAGAAUUAACUUUGGGGAAAUCGUUAUCUUAUAAGAGUUUUUUCAUGUGGGUCUUGAUCUCCUUAUACCAGGGGAAUGUUAUCCAACUAAUCCUGCAAAAAAUCCAUUCCUUGAACGUUGAUAAUUUUUUAAAAUUGGUUACUCUACUGUUUGGAUGUUUGAUUUAUAACGAAUUAAUCAUGGUGAUCUUAUCGAUCAACAAAUGGAACAAGACCAUGAUCAUCACGCUCUUGGUGACUUUUUUGAUCUACGUUGUCUCGAUCCCGUUUUUGGGCGACUACUUUGAUCUAACCUACGUUACGUCAUUCAGUUACAUUUGGCAAACCUUGGUUAUAUUGGUGUUGAGUUUAUUCCCGGUAUGGGUCACUUUAGCAAUCAGAAGAAAGUUGAAACCACCCAGUUACGCCAAGGUGCAACAAGACUAGCUCAAAACUAAUGUAUGUUAUUCUUUAUCCAGCUGUAGGUGUUUGUAAUCGUUCCCAAUCAGACAGACGUGUAGCAAGACGUGUUUAUCUAUUCCAUCAGCUAAACGAUCGUACCCAAACGCAAAGACCCGCACACCAGAACGAACUCCCAGAACCACCAGUUGGGAUGUAACCUGCAAGGACCCAACCUGCAAAUCUGCUAUGGCGUUAACUGCCCAAUUUGUAAUUGUGCAAUUUCUUUUAAGUAUCCCUUACAAUAACAAUAGCCUGAUUUAAAAAAAGGUGGAACCACUAUAAUGCAAAAUAUUAUAAAUAGUGAAAUGAAUCCAGAUAUCGA
Hyphopichia burtonii NRRL Y-1933 is the source of this 4095-nucleotide messenger RNA. RefSeq names its product putative aminophospholipid-translocating P4-type ATPase. Gene Ontology annotation, biological process: retrograde vesicle-mediated transport, Golgi to endoplasmic reticulum; endocytosis; phospholipid translocation. The transcript has a single exon. Gene Ontology annotation, molecular function: ATPase-coupled intramembrane lipid carrier activity; ATP hydrolysis activity; ATP binding. Gene Ontology annotation, cellular component: plasma membrane; endosome; trans-Golgi network. NCBI's taxonomy places the organism in Eukaryota, Fungi, Ascomycota, Pichiomycetes, Serinales, Debaryomycetaceae. The record is from RefSeq and is a predicted model, not a curated record. Bases 267 to 3758 code for a protein of 1163 amino acids.